Molecule: messenger RNA, 6810 nt
Organism: Poecilia reticulata (guppy)
Lineage: Eukaryota; Metazoa; Chordata; Actinopteri; Cyprinodontiformes; Poeciliidae
Gene: slco4a1
Product: solute carrier organic anion transporter family, member 4A1
Biological process (GO): sodium-independent organic anion transport; transmembrane transport
Cellular component (GO): basolateral plasma membrane
Molecular function (GO): protein binding
Source: RefSeq, a predicted model, not a curated record
AGGCCAAUCUGCUGAUGUGCUGCCUCAGCGCUAGACUUAUAAGAGGCUUUGAGAGACAGGCUUAGCACUAGGCAUGGAUGUCUUUUUCAACUUUCCCUCUCUCCACUUCUCUCCUGCAUAUUUUGUCUACUUAUUAAACAUCACAAGAUCUAUUUAUCACAGAAAAAACUAAAGGUCAGACUGGCAUAGUCUUGAAGCUGAUCCCAGCACUCAGCAGUUAAAAUGUUUCAUCAGUCAUUCAGUCUAUAGUAGCGGUUCUCAACGUGGGCCCCCCAGGGGGCGUUCAGAGGACGGCAGGGGGCGCUGGUGGAAAUUUUUCCAAAAGGGAGGCACUGGGAUUCCUUUGGGGGGCGUUUGGUCGAAGGAUGCCAUUACUUUGACUGUUCACCUGGCUCUCUUUCCGUCUUCUACCACCUAAUGUGGAUAAACCUUUGAAGAGUCUUUGCAAGUCUUUAGCUCUGUAAAACACCAGCUUUGAGAACUGUGGAUACAUGGGCUGUGCAGCAAAGGAAAUAAAGAGCAGGAGAAGAAAAAACCGAUAUGAGCCCAACUGACGAUUGGCAGGAGCAAUAUCCCCUCAACUUUUUGUCUCAGGGUUGCUAAACAUAAAAUACAUCUCUUUUCCAUUCCGAGACCCUCACAGGACUUCAAAAGUACCCCUCAGAGGGGUGAUGCCAGUGUUGCUUAAUGCCGACGCCUCUUUUAGCUCCAGGCAGGAGCUCCUGGACCUUCAGGACUGUCCCCUCAAUGGGGGCUGCUCUUUGGACACCCCUAGUCCCGUGGACUCCCAGACAGGAAGCCCUCUAGGGUCUGGUCCUAGAAGUCCUGGCGGGCCAGGAGCUGAUGACCUCACUGGAACCCUUAUUUUCACUAGGGCUUCGAUGCUGCCGGGGCAGUUAUAUGGAGAGAGCAGUCAGCCUGACACAGAGGUUCCUUUGGGGUUGACACUACAGUCCAAUGACUCUGAUCAACUGUGCGGUUGGGGGGCUCUGAAGCCUAAAAUCAUCCAAGUGUUCAACACCCCUCGUUGGGUGCUGUUCUUUCUUUGUGCGGCCUCUUUUCUCCAGGGAAUGAUAGUCAAUGGCUUGAUCAACACAGUGGUGACCUCCAUCGAGCGACGCUUUGACCUGCCUAGCUACCAGGCCGGUCUCAUUGCCAGCUCCUAUGACAUUGCUGCCUGUGUCUGCCUGGCCUUUGUCAGUUACUUUGGUGGUACUGGACAUAAGCCCCGCUGGCUGGGAUGGGGCGUACUCAUUAUGGCGCUGGGUUCCUUGGUGUUCAGCUUGCCUCACUUCACUGCUCCUCCCUACUUGGUCAGCAUGCAGGAGCAAAUAGGAAUGUGUUCUGCCAACGGCACCAGCCAGUGCCAGAACAAGGAGGGAGGAGGACUAUCGAAUUAUCGUUUUGUGUUCAUGCUGGGACAGUUUCUGCAUGGUAUCGGCGCCACGCCUCUGUACACAUUAGGGGUCACGUACCUGGAUGAGAAUGUCAGCUCCAACUAUGGACCUGUUUACAUGGGAAUCUUCUACACAGCAGCUAUUGUGGGGCCUGCUGCAGGCUACCUGCUGGGAGGUUACUUCCUCACCAUUUACACAGAGACUCAUCUGGCAACAGAGAUGACUCCAGAAAACCCUCACUGGGUUGGGGCUUGGUGGAUUGGCUUCCUAGCAGGAGGAGCAGCUGCUUUACUGGUAGCUUUCCCCAUCCUUGGCUACCCACAACAACUGCCAGGCUCCCAGGAGCAUGUGGCAGGGCGGGUGUCUGAGGCCCACCAGCUGAAAGAUGGAAGCCACAAUACAGCCUCUGACCCUCAGUUUGGAAAAUCAGUCAAAGACAUGCCAAGAUCUGUGCUGCUUCUCUUGAAGAACCCUACUUUCCUCUUCCUUUGUUUGGCAGGAGCCACUGAGGCCACGCUCAUCGCAGGCAUGUCCACCUUUGGACCAAAGUUCUUGGAGUCCCAGUUCAAUCUCAGUGCAUCUGAAGCUGCCACCUUGUUCGGAUACAUGGUGGUACCAGCAGGGGGCGGUGGUACUUUUUUAGGCGGCUACAUCGUGAAGAGGCUGAACUUGCGUUGCCGAGGCAUCAUACGCUUCUGCAUGAUGUGUGCUCUGGUCAGUCUGCUCGCCAUCUUCAUCUUCCUCGUCCAUUGCCCCAAUGUGCCCAUGGCUGGGGUCACGGCCCCUUAUCAGUUGGGGCUGAUGGGGAAGGACCAACUGGACCACUACAAACAUCUGUAUGACAAACCCAAGAAGCCGCGACUCAGAAACAGCUCUUCUCUGGACAUGAACCUCACAGUAAGUUGUAAUGCAGCUUGUAACUGUGCCAGAGAAGUGUACAACCCAGUGUGUGGGGCGGACGGGACGAUGUAUUACUCCCCGUGCCACGCCGGCUGCACCUCCAUCAACCACACAGAACCGUCCACAGGCAGACAGGUGUACUCUGGGUGUGGCUGUGUGGUGGGGAACGUAUCGUGGGGCGAGGAGGGCUUCGCUCUGACAGGGAAGUGCAGCAGCACCUGCCACCACAUGCCAGUCUUCCUCUCCUUGCUCUUCGUCAUCAUUUGUUUCACCUUUCUCUGUAGCAUCCCAGCUCUCACUGCCACUCUCAGGUGUGUACCAGAUAGUCAGAGAUCGUUUGCUCUUGGCAUCCAGUGGAUAGUGGUGCGCACACUUGGCAGCAUUCCAGGACCGAUUGCAUUUGGCUCAGUGAUUGAUAUUUCCUGCUUAUUGUGGCAAGACCAGUGCGGUGAUCAAGGCUCCUGCUACAUCUAUCACAACUCAGCCAUGAGUCAGUACACACUUGUCGCUGGAAUCGUCUUCAAGCUUUUGGGUACCAUCUUUUUCCUCGUAGCCAGCGUUCUCUACCAGCCGCCUCCGGAGUCUCCUCAAACCAGCUGCGAGAGCACGGACCAGGGAACGGAGCACACAAGCGACCUGCCAAUAAAAGACCUGCCAGAAGAUGGCGUCAUUAUCAACCUGCAUGCCAGGUUAUGACAUGUCAGACCCUCCGUUCCAAAUACAGUCACUGUUUGUGUGAUUAAAAAAAAAAUACCCAGGAUGCCUUCACGCACAAAUGCACAUACACCCAGACAGGGUGUGUAGCACUUCUAUCAUGCUGCUCUUCUAGAAUGAAAUCGUGGUUUGACUGCAUGUGUUUCUGACAUGUAUGUUUGAUUGACUCAGCAAAAGCCUCACAAAGUUAUUUCUCCUAACUUUUCAUCUCUAAAAAUAGCUCAAAUCUGAUCAGUUAAAUAACUUCAAGUGCGAUGGUGUGUGCAUUAUCUUGACUAUGUCCAGCUUGACACCAUCUUUUAAAGAUUGAUUAGACUCUUCACAGAAGCAUUUUACGGUUUUGAAAGAGUCAAAUAAAAACGAAUCUCCUAUUCGUCUGUUGUUUUACAGUGACUGACUGGAAGAUAUGAUCGGUUUUCUGAGAACAGAUAAAGCCAUGUUUUAAGAUGCUGUAAGAAACCUUGAGGCCAGUGAAAAUGUAGCCAAAUAUUCUUAUCACAAGAAGUAAAGCAGAGUCCUGAACGAUCCUUACAUCAGAGGAAGCAUUGAGCCACCAUCAUGCUUUCAACACUUUAAUGCAAAAUUCAUAUUCUUACCAUUUUCCUAGUUAGCUAACACAAAAUGCCCCUUUUUGAAUGCUGCUAGACAGUUUUUCCUAAAAAGCAAACAAACAAACAAACAAACAAAAAGUUAGUCCGUAGUGUCUGAUCUUGGAAAUGUCUCUAGAAACUGUGCACAUCUGGAUAUUGACAACUGAUUCCAGUCUUCCUGGCAGAUUCUGCCACACUCUGAGUGAGUUGGUCAGUAACAUGAGAUUCUAUUGAUGAUCUGUUAUGUUUAACUCUGAACUUUUAAUGGACUCCUACUACUCAGGGGCAUUCUUGGACAUGCCUUGUCUCCAUCUCUGUCUUGAGUGUACAAUCUUUUGAGGCCUCGACACAAAGGAGAUGACAUCACUUCCUCUCCAUUCAUCUCCUAUGGAGCUUAGGGCACCAUUAACUUGCCUUCCUCCUGGCAAGUUAAUGGCAAAAUUUGCUCAUGGGAGAUUUUGAGCUUAUACAUGUGAACUUGCACACAUGAGCUUGUGACAUGACACAAAAAAGAUAAUAAUGUUCAACUUUUCUUGCAGUCGUCACUACUGUGUUCUGUGUGUUGGGAUUUGCCACGAGUGGCGGAAAAUGUUGUCUUUCCCUGUCAUUCGUCACUCCUCGUGUGUUGAACCAUUACACUACAGUGUCUUGUCCCUGUGGUUUAUAUUCGUAGUCUGAAGUAAUUUAGCUUCAAGAAUCUUUACAAAUGAUUACGACAAUUCUGCCCUCUGCUAUGAACUCUGUGUCCCAAAGAAACCCCAGAGCAAACGUCUGCCAUCACCUUGCUUCAUUCUUGGGAUGAUAAUAGCAGGGGAUAUUUGUUAGAUAGGAUCCAUCAGAAGCAAUUGAUGUGUUGUUGAGGCAAAUCAAGGAUCUCAGCUUUCCAUGCUCUUAGGGUGCCUUCAGGGAGAACAGAACAUUUCAAGAAUGUGAAAAUUCUACUAGAUUGUGGAUGGUCUCGCUAAGAGAGACCAUCCACAAUCUCUAAAAGGUAUUAAAAACACAGUUUGCUCCCCGUUAUGCAUGGUGGAGUGUGAGUGUUUUCUAAAGGUAUUGGUCAUGCAUAUAACAUUUGAAUCAAGGGAGCCUGGGUAGGGAACAUAAAAACAGCUGUGGCAGCGCUGCCAUGUUGGUCUCAUUCAGACUCCAACCUCAUCACAAUGGUAGUGUUACCACAUUAUCUUGUAGCACUUAGCUUAAUGCUAACAGAACAGUUCCACGGAGUCUCUGCUCCUGUGAAGUGAUACGGCUGUAUCAGUGGCAUGAAUGAUUUCACUUGAGGACAUUUUCCAAAUUUGCCUUGAUCAAGCCACACUCUAAUGGGUCAUGUAGUUCUUGGAGAGCACAGCCAGGUCUUCCUCCAGUGUGAAGGUUUCUGGAAAUCUCCCAACAGGCUGCCAUGUGCCUUUUUAUUCAGUGUGGCUUCAGUCAAACGUUUGUACCAGUCAUUCUCUUAAAAGAAAUUUGCCGUGUGUAGUUGUGAGCGUUUUUCUUUGUCAGUCUUUGCACUUUUGCCUUUGGAAAUAUUGGAAGAGAAUUUGGUGGCUUUGGAUGUGAUGGGUUGCUUUAUUUGUCCUGAUAGGCUGCGGGGUUUCAGAAACUAUCCGUCCAUGUCAGGCUUUGAGUUUCUUUGCUUUAGUUAAUCUGUGAAAUCUGCUCAAGAGGUCUGUCUUUCAAUAGCAGAUGUAUGUCGAUGUGCACAUCGAUUCUCACCACAGAUGAAUAGCACAAACGCAUUUUCACCUUGAGAAGCACAUGAAUACUGUUGAAAGCUACUAUACAGGAGAUGUUGGAUUCAAAGGUAGCGAUAUUUUGGCUUCUGCUGAUGCAGAAUUAUGACGCCUGUCAUUCAUCAAUGACAUAAAAGUGAACAUGACUGUUCGGACUCCAGAUGCUUUGAAAACAAUCGGGUUCAUAUCCGAUAUGGUUCCACAUAGGGAAGUGGCACAAGUAGAAUUUUUUGUGAGGUAAAAUGAUCUGAACUUUCCAGUUAAGACUGCCUUCAAAAAGUUGGACGAAAGUCACAUCUUUGCAAAACAAGCGGAUUCAAUCACAUCUGCCUGCUGUGUUAACAUAACCUAUGUUGCUCUAUUUACCAGCUGGCAGUGCUCUUUAGUGCAAUCAUAUUUUAAAAAGAUUGUGCAACGGUAUGUUGAGAAAUACCAACAGCAAAAAGAUGGAUUUAAACAAGAAAUUCAGCAAAAUACUAAUCAAACUUCACCAGGAAUUCAAUUAGUCUCAAAUAUCAAAUUGAUAUUUUGUAACAAUAGCUAAUCGUGAUAAGGUAAUAAACGUUGGAGUAUAUGUGAUUUAGCAAUGAACAGCAUGUCUCAAAACAUGUAUGAAUAGCCUUGCCAAGAAUGGUUGGAAAUACCUAAAUAUGCCUACAGUUUAUUCUUCAGGCUACAAACAUUUGGAAUAGCCUGCAGCCUGACUAUCUUUGCAUAAUUCUAUGAAUUUAAGCGCUCUGUAUAUGUUUAUGUUAGAUAUGGGAUGUUAACACCAUGCCUCUGGAUGAAAGGUGGUAACUUUAUGUGAUUAAUUUGAUUUGACAAUGUCCCACUAGAUGGCACUCUUUACCCUGUAAUGUUUCUUUGAUGGAUCUGAAUACAGUGGCAGAUGAAUGUCUGGGCUGAAGAGAAUGAGCCCAAAAUCUAACAGGCAUGUUAACAUGUUAUAUAAAAUAAAAUGAAAACAUGCAUAUAUUUUUAAAAAACUGUCAUCUGCAGCUGAUUUCCUUUCAGUAAACUGUAUUUAUUUAGACACAGGAACUAAAAAGUUAUGGGAAAAAUUUACAUAUUUUUUAAUCUAUAGCCUUAGCUUUUUGGUUCUGUAGCUAGAUAAAGAUUUUUCUAGGCAACAAAUUAAAUAAAAAUAAAUAUUUUCUGAACCCAAAUUAGUAAAAAUUCCGAUUCCUAUGACUUUCUAAAUAAAUGUGUUUAGCCAAACAUAAGACAACAUCUGAUAAUAUAACAUCUUUGCAAUAAUUCAGCUUGAACAUUCAGCAUGGUAAAGUUACUAGCGAUUUUUUAAAAGUUACCUGCUGCAAACUGCAAACAUUUGCACUCAUGUACCUGAACCCAAAUGGAAUGAUGUGAUUUUGCUUCAGUGUUUGGCUGUCUAGUUAUUUGAUAUGACACAGCCUCGCUCAUUUAAUAACUCAAAAAAGAUUGCUCUUCAUCAAUAGGUUAAGUGAAACCAAAGUCAAA